Oncorhynchus mykiss (rainbow trout) is the source of this 3099-nucleotide messenger RNA. It is a transcript of the gene krt99, whose product is annotated as keratin 99. The record is from RefSeq and is a predicted model, not a curated record. Gene Ontology annotation, cellular component: cytoskeleton. Lineage: Eukaryota; Metazoa; Chordata; Actinopteri; Salmoniformes; Salmonidae. Gene Ontology annotation, molecular function: structural molecule activity.
CUCGAGGACACGAAGGGGGUUAUUUUACCUGACGCCUCAACUACGAAGAACGCACUUUAACCUCCCAGGACGCAUCGCCAGACUAUCUCUCGCCAUGUCCAUUGUAGCCAGUCGCAGUAGUAGCCUUAGAUACAGCUCAGGUAGCGGUGUCGUUUCGAGUGGCCUCAGUUCGCCUGGUGGGAUGCAGUCUUCCAGCGGUUUGGGAUACGGUAGGUCCCGUAUGAGCGUGUCCUCUGUUGGGAGCAGUCGCUCGCCGAGUGUAUAUGGAGGUGCCGGGGGAUACGGCACCCGUAUCUCUCAAUCUUCUUUCUCUACGGACGGGCCAGGUCAGAUCACUAUCGGUGCCAACGAGAAGCAUACCAUGCAGAAUCUGAACGAUCGUUUGGCCCGCUACCUGGAAAAGGUGCGCUCUCUAGAGGCAGCCAAUAGCAAGUUGGAGUUGCAGAUCAAAGAGUUCUACGAGAUGAGAUCACCGACUCACAAGAAGGACCUCAGUGGGUUCUAUGCCACCAUCACAGACAUCCGCAACAAGAUCCAUGCCAGGUCUGUGGAGAACGCUCAGAUGAUCCUGCGGGUGGAUAAUGCCAGAGUUGCAGCUGAUGACUUCAAGAUGAAGUUCGAGACGGAGGUUAACAUGCGUAUGACCUUGGAAGGGGAUGUUGCUCGUCUGAGAGGAGUGCUGGACAGCUUUAUGCUCGCCAGAGGAGACCUGGACAUGCAGAUUGAGGGGCUGAAGGAGGAGCUGGUCUACCUCAGGAAGAACCAUGAGGAGGAGAUGCAUUUGAUAAGGACACAGCAGUGUGGUGCUGUGAAUGUGGAGAUGGACUGUGCUUCCUCAGUGGACAUGAGCAAGGUGCUGGAGGAGAUGAGGACCCAGUAUGAGGGCAUGGUGGCGAAGAACCAGAGAGAUGCUGCCAAGUGGUUUGAGAGCAAGGUGGAGGUGCUUCAGAGCCAGAUCACCACCAGCACCACAGAGGUGAAGACCUCUCAGUCUCAGGUGACCGACCUGAAGAGGACCUUCCAGAGCCUGGAGAUUGAACUGCAUGGCCUGCUCACUCAGAAGGGGUACCUGGAGCAGAGCGUCGCUGAUAUAAACGGCCGCCACGGCUCCCAGCUGAGCCAGCUGCAGGUUUGUAUCAACAGCAUGGAGGAGGAGCUGCAGCAGCUCAACGUCAGCAUCCAGCAGCAGGCCUCCGAGUACCAGAUCCUGCUGGACAUCAAGAUGAGGCUGGAGAUGGAGAUCGCUGAGUACAGGAGGCUGCUGGAUGGAGAGGGAUUCAGUAAGCAUGUGGAGACCAGACAGGAGGUCAGGAAAGUGAUCGUGGUCGAGAAGAUCCAGGAAGUACAACAAGUCCAGGAAGUGGUGGAAGAGUAUAACUCCCACAUGCAGAAGCGGGUGAGGGUGAUCGUGGAGGAGAUGGUGGAUGGGAAGGUGGUGUCCACCUCAGUUGAUGAGAAGGUCCAGGAUUUGAACUAACUGAGAAGGCCAGAUAGUUCUGGAAUCUGGUGAAGCGGUAACGGACCAAACAUACCCCUGGACCACACAUACCCCUGGACCACACAUACCCCUGGACCACACAUACCCCUGGACCACACAUACCCCUGGACCACACAUAUCCCUGGACCACACAUAUCCCUGGACCACACAUAUCCCUGGUGACGGGUGUUCAAUCCCCAUCUAUAUAUAUAUAAAUCAUGUCAUGGUUGCAUACUGUAAUAUUUCCCUUUAGACAGGAUUGCAUCAGCUGAAUGAUAACUGAUAUAAUUUACUCGUGUUACCUUAUAACUCUUAUAUGUCUCGAUCAUGUGGCAACUUGAAUAUUAUUUCUCGUGUGCUUUUGUUCCAUUUGUGGCCGCCAGGUGACGUCUCUCAUUUUAACAUCUUUGGCCAGUGCAAUUAAAAGUGAAAAUGAUUGUGUGAAAAGUGGAAACAGAUUAUUCCAGUUACAUAAGUGACAUCAGGGAAAAUAUGACUCAUGUCAUCAGCCAUUAUAAAGCUAUUUUAGCUCCAUUAUAUCCUCCCAGGACCACAAGCCGUGUAUGUUCUCUGGACUCUAUGACAAGGUUAAAGUUCAUGUUCUGUAGGCCUACGACACUGACACUACAUGUUACAUUUGGCUGUUGAUUAAAUAUAGAUGUCAAUGCAUUUCAGGGCGCUAAUAUCAUAAUUGAGGGUGCGUUGUUGUCCUCUAAAAAGCUGAAAAGAAACACCUUUACAGCAGUGGCGGUCGGUGCCGUUUAAGAUGAGGGAGGACGACAAUUGUUUUUAGAAGCUUGGCCUUAUUUCUAUUGCACCAUAUUGGAUGAGUGUCAUUCAUAUUCCAUUCACCCAGUUCAAUGUAACAAUGACAGGUUUAGGCUUCCUCAUGAUUCUCACAUUUUCCCUAUAAACGUCAUGAGGUUUACAAAGUUUACAACGUAGGUGCACGAGAGAAAAUAUUUGAGGGUACAGAUAAUGACACAUUUAACUUGCACACUUUUGCCUGCCUCUAGCUGAUCUAGGGUGUAAUGAUUAGACCAACAGUUGCAAACAAGCGUUUCUACUGGCCAAAUUCAGGUAUGUUUAUCCCCGUUUUGUUCGCUUCCGCUUAAGAAAGGUUUUUCAACCGAAUCGGCAGAAUGAUUCCCGAGUGGCGCAGCGGUCUAAGGAACAGCAUCACAGUGCUAGCUGUACCACUAGAGAUUCCUUACCUGAUGGGUUUGAGUCCAGGCUCUGUCGCAGCCGGCUACAAACGGGAGACCCAUGUGGCGGCGCACAAUUGGCCAAGCGUCGUCCGGGUUAGGGGAGGGUUUGGCCGGCAGGGAUGUCCUUAUCCCAUCGCGCACUAGCGACUCCUGUGGCGGGCUGGGCGUAGUGCACGCUGACACAGUCGCCAGGUGUACAGUGUUUCCUCUGACACAUUGGUGUGGCUGGCUUCUGGGUUAAGUGGGCAUUGUGUCAAGCAACAGUGCUGUUUUGUUGGGUUGUGUUUCGGAGGACUCUCGACAUUUGUGUCUCUUGAGUCCGUACGGCAGUUGCAGCAAUGAGACAACACUGUAUGUAACAAUUGGAUAUCAUGAAAUUGGGGCGAAAACAGGGUGAAAAAAAUGUUGUAAUAA